AAAACAAGCGCACCCAGUCUCUCCGUCGGUGCGGCGUGUGUGGGUUGAGUUCAGAUAACACGGGGUCCGGGUCUGGCUGCGGACAGGGUGGUGUUAAGGUUGUUUAAAGUGGAGCUUUGGUGUGCUAACAAGCAGAUCGGAGGACAGAGAUGGUGUUUCUGAGUCUGUCGUGUUGGAUCAGAAACCGAGGACCCGACAGAUACUGGAAAGUACAGGAAGUCCUCAAACAUGCACGGCACUUCAGAGGCAGGAAGAACCGCUGCUACAGCCUGGCUGUCCGGGCUGUCAGGAGAGCUUUCGUCUAUGCAACUAAAGCCCGAAAGGUCAAGAAACGUAACAUCAGGACGCUCUGGAUCACACGUAUUUCAGCAGGAAGUCGAGAGCACGGCAUGAAGUAUCCCGCCCUCAUGAACCACCUCACAAAGAGCAGCGUUCAGCUCAAUCGCCGGGUGCUCAGUGACUUGGCCAUCACAGAACCUCGCUCCUUCCUCUCACUCGCAAAACUGGCUCGGGCUCGCCAGCAGGAAGGUUUCCGUGCUGCGCUGGGUGACGGCAAAGAGCCUGCGGGCGUCCUCUCUCGUGUUAUGCUGCAGUAAAGGACUCUGGAUGGAUUCCACAAUGUGUGUGUGUGUGUUUUUGUUUACGUGCACAGCCAAUUUGUGUCCAUGGACAAACCAGUAUGUCAUCUUUCCCACAUAAUCUGCAUAUUCCCUCCUGAUUACCUGUGUCAGUGUGAGACAGGAUGUGAUUAUAAAUGGCCAUAAGCUUGUCAAUAAUAUAUAUGAAGCUUUUGGACUUAUUCCUUGUGGAAGAUGGAUUAUUUUUGUUUAUGUAAAUAUAUAUUUUACCAUCUGUUGUGGUAAGACUGUCCUCUGAAUGUUUAUUUCAUUAAACAUUUUGAUACAUGA
Salarias fasciatus (jewelled blenny) is the source of this 908-nucleotide messenger RNA. RefSeq names its product mitochondrial ribosomal protein L20 (gene mrpl20). Lineage: Eukaryota; Metazoa; Chordata; Actinopteri; Blenniiformes; Blenniidae. Gene Ontology annotation, molecular function: structural constituent of ribosome; rRNA binding. Bases 150 to 596 code for a protein of 148 amino acids. Gene Ontology annotation, cellular component: ribosome. The record is from RefSeq and is a predicted model, not a curated record. The transcript is spliced from 4 exons. Gene Ontology annotation, biological process: translation.